AUGUCUCUCCUCUUCCCCAGAUUCGCCUAUGCACCCGUGGCGCACUGCGCUCCAGCACGCCGCGAGGUCGCCCCUCUCUGGAGUCUCUUCGACGACACACUCAACGAGCUACAGCGCGCCACUCGGCAGUCCACGCGCCAGCAACGCCAAUGGAAUCCUCGCUUCGAUGUGCAGGAGACCAAGGAAGGAUACACUCUCGAGGGUGAACUGCCCGGCGUAGACCAGUCGAAUAUCAACAUCGAGUUCACCGACGAGCACACCAUCAAAAUCAAGGGCCGUACCGAGUCGGUCACUGAGAAGGGGAAGCAACCCGAGCAGGCCGUCGAAGCAACUCAGGACGGUACGGCAACACCUGCCUCAGAAGAGGGCAGCGUGAAGUCACACCAAGCUACCGUCGAAGACGACGCUGAAGAGCCAGCCAACAGCUCCGCCGCCGCUGAGCAGGCUGUCGCUGAGAAGACUCCCGAACCAGUCAAGGAAACCAAGAAGAGCAACGACCAGCAAUUCUGGUACCGUGAACGCUCGGUCGGCGAAUUCACGCGCAGCUUCCGCUUCAAUGCCCGGGUUGACCAAGAUGCCGUUCGCGCUUCGCUGAAGAAUGGAAUUUUGAGCAUUGUCGUGCCCAAGGCUGCGGUGCCCGAGUCCCGGCGGAUCAACAUCGAGUAA
Messenger RNA from Cyphellophora attinorum, 666 nucleotides. RefSeq names its product 30 kDa heat shock protein. Gene Ontology annotation, biological process: response to heat; response to hydrogen peroxide; protein complex oligomerization. NCBI's taxonomy places the organism in Eukaryota, Fungi, Ascomycota, Eurotiomycetes, Chaetothyriales, Cyphellophoraceae. The transcript has a single exon. The record is from RefSeq and is a predicted model, not a curated record. Bases 1 to 666 code for a protein of 221 amino acids.